AUGGCGCCAGUUCACGAUUUCAAACGGCCAAAUUUCGCACAAACGCCUGUCGCCCACGCUCGCACUCCACUAAUUAAGUUUAUUGGUGCUCGACUGCCUAGGCCUGAUUUUUCUCGAGUUGUUUCGGGUCCAAUUCCAUCACCACCUGUGCCUCCCACUCCAGCAGCGGCGUCCGCUUCUGUGGGUGCAGCCGCUCAAACAGCUCAUGGAGCUGUAAUCACUGAGGACGAGCUUCCUCCACAAUUCCGUCGUCCUCUUAUUGAUCAAGAAGAAUGUGAUGCCAUAAACGUUAGUGAUCCAAUAGCUAAUAGUACUUUUGUCGAACGACCUCUGGAACACGCGCUUUGCCUGAGUUCGACCUCGUUGUCAUUGACAACGGGAAACGCGCUGGCGGAGCGUAUGGCUUGUAGGACUGCCACAGCUACUAAAAGAACACACCCGAUGUUGAACGCGACUGGUGUUGGCUUUACUUAUAGUAUCUUUAGUCUGUACAUAGAUCCACCUUCAAUGUCAGACAAAAAUGUGCUUCAAAGAUCAGGUUCUACGAAGGAAAGGGAUUUAUUGUCGCUGGUACACUCAGUCGUUGAAGCAUGCACUUCAAAAGGAGUAGAGGAACAGCGGAAAUUCGCGGAAAGUCUGAGCCGUGCAUGGACACCAAGUGCGGACACGUCAGCAACAUUCACUUACUAUGUGUCGAAGAAGCAGUCAUCCGAUGGCGAUCAUCUGAGGACUCUCCUGAGAGCUGUAGAGGUACAUUUCAUUUAUUUCUUGUUGUUGAAGAACUUCAGUUUGAAAUUCAAGAUGUGCAGCGAUGACUUCUGCCUGGUGUUAUUAUGCAAACUCAUCCAAGAACUUAUCAACACCGGUUCCAUAAAAGCCAGACAAAGAAGACAUCGCAAGCUGAUUAAGGCUGACGCAACAUCGUCCCUUAUACGAACUCUCAGGAUUUGCUGCCCGUCUGUUGAUACGGAUAUCUUCAUUGAAGUGCAAGGAACUACAUCAGUGUCAUCUGCUGGCUCGAUAUCUCGAAGUUCUCUACUUCGUCAGUAA
This is a messenger RNA of Ostertagia ostertagi, 1050 nucleotides long. The record is from the annotation of a GenBank genome assembly. NCBI's taxonomy places the organism in Eukaryota, Metazoa, Nematoda, Chromadorea, Rhabditida, Trichostrongylidae.